AUGGAACAUUCAUCCACGAUCAAUCCACAAGGUGAUUCAAUUGAUAUCAAUUAUCAUUCAUCUUUACCAACAAAUACCUAUCAGAACAAACGUAAACGCUCAAAUUCACCAAUUAAUAAUGUAUCAAACAUUGGAAAAUUACUAUUAUCAUCGAGUAAUAAUGAAGUAACAAGUAACGAUGAUGAAGAUAUUGGAACUGAUAGCAGAUUGGUGAAACAAAAUGAUACUCAACAAAUAAAAAGUCUUAAAACAUUUAUUCGUGAAUUUGUUAACGAAAAUUUUGAUGUUACAUCGACAACAGCAUCGUCGAUUGAUCAACAAUAUCAAAUUAUCGAAGAUGCAUGUAUAAAAAAGUAUCCAGAUAUGCAAAGUGAUCGAAUACAGAAAACAGUUCGAAGUUUAGUAAAAAUUCGUAAAAAUAAUCGUCCACUAGACAAUAAAAAACAACAGAUUGCAACGACUAGUUCAAAUUCCAUUAAUCAAAAUAAUACUUCGAUUAUAUCAGAUAGUCUUAGAUAUACGAAACUGAAUGAUCAUUCAAAUGACAAUGAUCUUCAGGAUAUACUUGACGCCCGACUCUCAUCAAUUAUUUAUAAUACAAAUGAAAUAGAUUGUACAAAAUUAAACAAAAAACUUCGAAAUAUUCAUCCAUUACCCAAUAAUAAAAAUGACAUCAUACAUAAUAGUUCUUCUAAAAAUGGUAUUACUGUUGUUAAUUCACCAUCACCAUCACUGAAUUUAGAUUCAGAUUUUCUUCGUCAUGCAUUUCCACAACCAUUUCGUCCGCACGAUUUGACAUCAUAUUUUAAUGGUAAUAACUCUGUAUUUCGCCCCUCUUUUCUUCAAUCGACAUCUCCACUUCCUCUUCAUACUGUCAUAUCAUCACAGUCAUUAACGAACGGUCCUCAAUUGCUUGAAACACCAAAUAUGAAAUCAUAUCCGUUAUCAAAACUGAAAUUAAAUAACGUCGAAAUAGGUUCACUGAAAACAUUGGUCAAUGCUUAUCGCGAAGCUGCCACGUAUCUAUUUCGAUCGGCUGAUGAGCUCGAAACUUUAAUUACACAACAACCAUAA
Didymodactylos carnosus is the source of this 1074-nucleotide messenger RNA. The record is from the annotation of a GenBank genome assembly. Lineage: Eukaryota; Metazoa; Rotifera; Eurotatoria; Philodinida; Philodinidae.